Molecule: messenger RNA, 2200 nt
Organism: Solanum verrucosum
Lineage: Eukaryota; Viridiplantae; Streptophyta; Magnoliopsida; Solanales; Solanaceae
Product: AT-rich interactive domain-containing protein 1
Exons: 2
Coding region: 20-1900 (626 amino acids)
Molecular function (GO): DNA binding
Source: RefSeq, a predicted model, not a curated record
UAGGUUUUGGAUUUGCAAAAUGGCAGGUUGGUCGAAGAGAGUUGAUGGGUUGGGUUUAGAAGGUUUCAGGUCAGUGGACAAUGUUUCGAAGCUUGAUAGUGUUCUUGUUAAUCGUUUAUUAAAAGAGGUUAAUGGGUGUUUAUGUUUUAGGCCAUUUCCUCCAAUGCUCGGUGAUGGGAAGGCGGUGGAUUUGUGCAAGCUGUCCUUGGUUGUGAGGGAGAAAGGUGGGUACGAAAGGGUUUGUGCAAGUCGGUCUUGGGGUGUUGUUGCUGUUGAGUGUGGGUUUGAUUUAACAUCUGGUUUGGCUUUGAAGUUGGUGUAUGUUAAGUACUUGGAUGCUUUGAACAGAGCAAUGGUGAAACUUGAGCAACCUAAUAAUGAAAAGAGUGAGGUUAAGAAGAGUGCUUUGGGUUUUAGUGCUGUUAGGAUGGACCUUGAACUGGAUUUGAAGGGGGUUUUGAUGAAUGAAGAGAAGAAAGACGAGGAACAUGGGAAAAUGGAGUUUGAUCCUGCAGCUAAUGGAAAGUUGAGCGAUGGUAUUGAGGUUCAGGAUUUUGUUGAAAAGCGAAGUUUGGACGGUAGUGUGUGUGAUGUAAAGGGGAUUGAUGAAAAAUUUAGUGUUGUUAAUGCUGAAGAAGAUUCAAAGUUUGUGAAUCAAAACGAAGAUGAUCAGCUUGAUACAAAUGACAAUAGGCUAAUGAAGUUAAGUGGGGAUGAGGACGACUGCGAUAAUAGGAAGAGGAAGUAUAGUGAUGGAAAGAUGAUCGUCGGUUAUGGUGAAGAACAUCUGAAGAUUGACGAUGGAAAUGGAGACGUUCAGGGUGGCAAAGAUGGCAUUGGCCUAACAAAGUUUAGCGGGGAUAAGGAAGAUAGCAUUACUAGGAAGGGGAAGCGAGAGUCUAACUUGGACAUGCUUAAGUGGGUUACUGAACUUGCAAAGGAUCCAUGUGAUCCUGCCAUUGGGCAUCUGCCUGAAAAAUCUAAGUGGAAGUCUUAUGGGAAUGAGGUUGUUUGGAAGAAGGUUCUUUUGUUACGAGAUGAAAUGCUUUUGGAAGGGAAUGUGGAUACAAGUACUCAAAACUCCAUAUGGCAGCAAAAACAGAAAAUGCAUCCAUCUAUGUAUGAUGAUAAUAGUGGGUCUGAGCAGCUAAGGUGCAGCCAAAGGGUCCAAUCUGCAAAAGAUUCUUCGAAAAAAUCAGGUUCUCAUAGUGAUGCAACUCUGAUAGACAGACCUACUGACUCUUCUGCAGAGUCGGGAGUUUGGUGGAACCGUCGGCGUAAGAAAAUAGCAUCAAUUGGGUCAGAGUUCCAAGCAGAUAUUCCAGAGUGGAAUAAGGACAUCUAUGAAUCUGACUCUAAAUGGUUGGGCAACCGAAUCUGGCCACUGGAUAAAAAUGAACAGAGCAGAAUAUUAAUUGAAAGAGAUCCUGCUGGGAAAGGAAGGGUUGAUACAUGUGGUUGUGAAUAUGCAGGUUCUUAUGACUGCAUUAGGUUUCACCUUUCUGAGAAGAGAAAGAAGCUUAAAGUUGAGCUAGGAUCCGCCUUUUAUCACUGGAAAUUUGACUGUAUGGGUGAAAAGGUUGCACUCUCUUGGACAUCAAAAGACAAACAGAAAUUCCAUGAUAUAGCAAAGUCGAUCCCUUUGUCUGAGGAUGAGAGUUUCAGUUACUGGCCUGACCUUUUUAAGUUCUUCCCUCACAAAAGCAGAGAAUCUUUGGUAAGCUACUAUUUCAAUGUCUUCAAUCUACGCCGCAUAGGUCAGCAGAAUAGGAUGAAUACAUGUUAUGUUGACAGUGAUGAUGAUGAAUCAGGGUGUGGACCUAGAUCUAUUUCUUUUGGGCGGGAUCCUAAGUCCUCCAUCUCUUGUUCCCCGAAGAAAGCACGUCUAGAUCUCAUAUAGUAACAACAGGUGGAUGGAUGGAUUAACAUCAAUGGCUUUUGUUCAGAAAUGUAAAUUCGCGGAGUCUCUUGUUCUCUUUUACAUCAGCAAUAUUUUUGGGUCGGUGGAUAUGGGGGUUUAAGGGGGGGUUUACCGAUAUCAAUUUUUGUUCUGCAUUUCUCAAUGUAUACAGUUUAUACUCCCUUUAGAAUUAGCAGUGCUUGAAUCAAAGAAACAAGAUUUCUAAGAACACAAAUUGUCAUCUAGCAGCAAAGUCUCUGAGAUUUUAUAUAUAUAAUAUACAUGCUGCUCUUUACUGAA